GAACAAAUUUGUUAUGUCCCAAUCCUCUCAGGUAGCCUGAACACACGGUGUCGCUUCGUGGAUUUUGUGCCUUAACCCUAAAACGAACAAUAUAACCGACACACCUUGGAACGGGACGCGCAUUUAAUACAGCCGCCUCCCUUCUACCGCGCCCAGUAUGGUCCUGUCAUCUAAUAUAGGUUAACGACCGCUGGUUCCGCCGGAUAGCCAAGGAUUAACUCGGUUCCCUAUUGUCGCCCCAAGCGCCGAAACAUGGCUCGAGGCUUAUUUUACUUCAGCUGUGUCCUUUGUAUGGUGGUCUGCGGAUCUGCAGGGUCUUGUAUCCAACAUUCCAUACAGGCAGAAACGCCCGAGCUGUCUGGGGCCGGGAAGGCCCUCUCCAAAGAUCCAGGCUUCGUGGCGGGGUUGGCCCUGGCGGGAUCCUCGGCUUUGAGAAGGGACCGGAGUAAGAGAACGAAAGCGGAUGAAGUCCUUUCUCACAGAGGCGAAGAGCUCAAAGUCCUGAGGCGCACAAAGAGACGCUGGAGUCCCUUGCCCUUCAACAUAAAAGAAAACGACCCGCCUCCUUUUCCAAAGGAAGUCGAAAUUGUUGGGUCGGACAGCUCGGCGAACUACACGGUCUUCUACCGGAUCGAAGGCCCGGGCGCCACGGAGCCGCCCGUCGGCCUGUUCUCGGUCGACCCCAACACAGGGAUGCUGAAAGUGCACCAUUCCGUGAACCGGGAGGAUUACAAACAGUUCAUAUUUAUAGCGAGGGUGUUCGACAAAAGGACGCAGCUGGAGACUGACCUCCCGCUCCCGAUCACGGUCAACGUGAACGACGUGAACGACAACGCUCCGCAAUUCGUCGGCUCCCUCGUCGUGUCCGUGCUGGAGCAUUCCAGCGCAGGAACGGAAAUUGGGAAAAUAAAUGCAACUGAUACCGAUGAGCCAGAUACACUUCACACAAAGAUCCGGUACUCCCUCCUCAACGGGACGCAGCUGUUUCGCAUCAACCCUGAAACUGGGGUAAUUUAUACAAAAACAGCUACUCUUGACAGGGAGGUGCAAGACAAGCAUUUCAUUAAUGUGAAAUUACAAGACAUGGACGGUGCACCCGAUGGACUUUCCACAGAAGGGACGGUCACCGUCUUGUUGAUUGACAUUAACGACAACCCGCCUACUUUCAGAGAGAAAAAGCACACUGGAAAGAUCGAAGAGAACAAAGCGGACGUCCUGCUCCUCAGGAUCCCGGUGGAUGAUAAGGACCUGGAGAAGACCCCAAACUGGAAGGCGGUGUACGUGAUCAAAAAGGGGAACGAGAACGGGAAUUUCAGGAUUGAAACAGACCCGAUAACCAACGAGGGACUUCUCUACGUUGUUAAGCCUUUGGAUUACGAGGCGACUCCGAACAUCAGGCUGGAGGUGGAGGCCGAGAACGAAGCCAAGCUCGUCGGCACCAAAUCCACGUGGGCUUCCAUCCCGGUGGACAUAGCGGUGAUAAACGUGGACGAAGGCCCGGAAUUCUCCGCCCCGAUCCUGUCCCUCCGGGUGAAGGAGGACGUGCCGAACGGAACGCUCAUCGGGACCUACAAGGCCACCGACCCGGAAACGAAAAGCAGCGACGGCAUUAAGUACUACAAGAUGUCGGACAUCGCCUCCUGGAUCGAUGUCGAUGAAGCUACGGGACGCCUCAACACCAGGAUGGCUUUGGACAGGGAGUCUCCGUUCGUUAUAAAGAAUCUGUACAACAUCACAGUGCACGCCGUCGACGCGAGCUCGAAGACAGGCACAGGGACCGUCCUGAUGCUAAUCGAAGACGUCAACGACAACACGCCGACCAUCCCGGCGAAAGAAAUGACCCUGUGCGAAAACGAAGGAGUGCGCUCGGUUCUGCUGGAGGCGGAGGACAAAGACGAUCACCCCUUCUCCGACCCCUUCACCUUUCAGCUUGGCGCAGGGCACGAUGGGAAAUGGAAGCUCACAGAUGUGACAGCGACCUCAGCCAGGCUCCAGCCGGCCCAGGACCUCCCGACGGGGCUGUACCACGUCCCGGUGCUGGUGGAGGACCUGCAGAGUUUCGGGGUGGUGCAGACGGUGGCGGUGAGGAUCUGCGAGUGCCGCAGAGGGGAGUGCCCCGCCCAGAAGAGCUCCGUGGCCCUGGGCGUGUGGGCCGUCCUGGCCAUGCUGCUGGCACUGGCCUUACUUCUGCUGCUCUGCAUCUGCUGCGUGUCCGUUUGCACGACGCAGAAGGAGAAAAUUUACAUCGACGACGUGAGCACAGGCAUGCUGCUGAAGUCCAACACCGAGGCGCCAGGAGAGGAGGUGAACUCGGGGAUCCUCAUCCUCCCAUCGUCGGCGCUGGACGGGUCGGUGAAGCUGGGCCACAUGGACCGGCUGGCCACCCUGAGCUCCAGCAGCAUGGGCGGCAAGCUGAACCACGCGAACCACGUGUUCCAGGAGAGCGUGCAGGACGGCAUGUUCCAGGCCUCCGCCGCCGCCGCCGCCGGCAACGAGGUGUCCGCGGCGGACGCCCGCAACCUUUUCGGCUCGGGCCGCCGCGGCUCGGGACACUACGGGUUGGGACACUACGGGUCGGGGCACUACGGCUCGGCCCACUACAGUUUGGGCAGGUUCAACUCGGGACACUUCAGCGGGACCAUGCGGUCGAAUUACGGCGAGGGGACCCUUCAAAAAUACGCGGAGUUUUCCUCUUUGGACACGUGGAGGACAAAUGAGGCGUAUCUAGAAAAGAAGCUGGUGUUCUUCGCCACGGAGGACGAGGGCCGGUACGCGGACGACCAGCCGCGGGAGUACGAGUACGAGGGCCAGGGUUCCCCCGCCGGGUCGGUGGGGUGCUGCAGCGACCAGGCGGACGAGGACGGCCUGGAGUUCUUGGACGCGCUCGAACCCAAGUUCAAAACGCUGGCGGAGCUCUGCGCUCCAAAGUGAGGCCGUUCACUGACUGUGGCUGCUAAUAGUGCUGAAUGGGCAAAAAACCCGCCUACUCAGAGUCAACCAAUACACUGUUUUAACAGUGAACUCUGGGUAAAAACACUACUCAGAGUCAACCGCUACACCGUUUUAACACUGUACUAUGAGUAAAAACACUACUCAAAGUCAACACUGUAGUAACACUGUACUCUGGGUAAAAUCUGACUCAAAGUCAACCAUUAGUUUGUGUUAACACUGAACUCUGGGUAAAAUCCCACCUACUCAAAGUCAAUUGUUACACUGUAUUAACACUGUACUCUAGGAAAAAUUCUACUCAGAGGCUAAUAUAUUAAUGCUGUAUUAUAGGUAAAACCCUACUCAAAUUCAGCUUUUAUGCUGGUGUAUUAACACUACUCAAAAAAACAAGUCAAUUGUUACACUGUACUAAGAACGCACACUGUAUGCUUCGCAAAGGCAAGUACUACACUGGAGUAUUAAUAAGGUAUUAUAAGAGGAACCCUACUCAAAGUCAGCUAUUACACUGUAUGAACCCUUUGCUGAAAAGCAGCAGCUAUGCUGUUGCAUCAUGGGAAAAAAAGCUUUGCUCCAAUAUAAUAACUGAAUUGUAGCAAUGCUGUACCCUGGAUAGAACACCUUACCCAAAGACAGCUACUCAGAUAACAGUAUUAAUACUAUGUCCAGGGGUAUGCAGUUGACUCACAGACAACGAUUACAUUCUUGUUCUAAUGAUAGACCCAGGGCCAAAACCCCUCAUUUUCACAACUCAUGGUUAUACUCUGCUGGACUAACACUGUACUCUGGGUACCCAUUUGAAUGUGCUGCCAUUUUGUAUGAAUUAAUUUGUAACAAGGCUUGGAAAUUUUUAUAUUGAAUUUUGACGUGUGUAAAUUAAUAUUUCUCGUUUCUAAAGUGAAAACAAACUAAAAAGAUUCACACAAUCUGGAUUUUUAAAAAAAAAUGGUUAUAUUGUGUACAGUGUGUAGUCAUAUUACUUUUGAACACACAAGGCCUACUGUGAGAACAAGAACUCAGUAAAAUAGUAUAAUUUGUGGAAAUGUAUAGUUCAUUGCAUUUAAUAACAAAGAAUUUUUCUACUUUGUCGUACUCUUGCAUCACAACUGCUUAUUCUCUUAAUAUAUAUUUUUUAUUUUUUUAUUUUUUUGGAUGAAAUGUGACUGCGUAUCAAAAUGGUAAAGUAAAAAACGGUGAAAAACAGGCUUGCUUAACUGACAGCGAAUAGGCGCAUCGAUACACUAAGUUCAUGCAUUCUCUUUCAGGAAUUGGCUAAGGAGGUUGAUUAUGUGUCAUUAUACUUUCUUAUGGUUGCAGAAUGGACUGAAGUGAAGGAAUUUGGGGAAUGUUUGUAUUUUUUUUUUUUUUUUUUUAAACAGUGAAUAUAAAAGAUUCAAUUCUAGCAUGCUUUUAAUAGUAAAAAAAUGUUUCUAAAAUUUUAAAUGAUAAAUCUUCCUUCUUAUGGGUUGGUGCUGAACAAAGGUUUAUUUCAUACUUUAUGCAAAAUACGCUACAGCCUGAAUAAAAUUACAAUGUACCUCUACCUAUAAUUCAUGGCAUUCCCAAAAAUUCACUCAUGAUUGUGAACAAAACAGAAAACGAAACGCUUUGAUUUAUUUGGUUGUCAAAAUUGAUGUGUAAAACAUGUUUGUUGUGCAAAAAAAUCUGGUUCUGUUUCUCACGUCACGUCCUAAAAUCUGUCAAAUAAAGUGAUUUUGCUUUCCAAA
Messenger RNA from Anguilla rostrata (American eel), 4673 nucleotides. It is a transcript of the gene dsc2l, whose product is annotated as desmocollin 2 like. Gene Ontology annotation, biological process: homophilic cell-cell adhesion; cell morphogenesis; adherens junction organization. Bases 253 to 2931 code for a protein of 892 amino acids. The record is from RefSeq and is a predicted model, not a curated record. The transcript has 16 exons. Gene Ontology annotation, cellular component: adherens junction; plasma membrane; catenin complex. NCBI's taxonomy places the organism in Eukaryota, Metazoa, Chordata, Actinopteri, Anguilliformes, Anguillidae. Gene Ontology annotation, molecular function: cadherin binding; calcium ion binding.